This is a messenger RNA of Nycticebus coucang (slow loris), 3210 nucleotides long. RefSeq names its product transient receptor potential cation channel subfamily C member 4 associated protein (gene TRPC4AP). NCBI's taxonomy places the organism in Eukaryota, Metazoa, Chordata, Mammalia, Primates, Lorisidae. The transcript is spliced from 19 exons. The record is from RefSeq and is a predicted model, not a curated record. Gene Ontology annotation, cellular component: Cul4A-RING E3 ubiquitin ligase complex. Bases 85 to 2478 code for a protein of 797 amino acids. Gene Ontology annotation, biological process: ubiquitin-dependent protein catabolic process. Gene Ontology annotation, molecular function: phosphatase binding.
GGCGCUGCAGCGACCCCUCCACCGCUCCGUAGAAAUCUCCGCGGCCCCGGGGCCGCUUGCUUCCUGUUUGUCGGGCGAGGAGACAUGGCGGCGGCGCCGGCGGCGGCUGGGUCUGAAGCCAGCCGAGGGAGACGGUCGGCAGCAACGGUAGCGGCUUGGGGCGGAUGGGGCGGCCGGCCGCGGCCCGGUAACAUUUUGCUGCAGCUGCGGCAGGGCCAGCUGACUGGCCGGGGCCUGAACCGGGCGGUGCAGUACACUGAGACAUUUUUGGUGGAGAGGGACAAACAAUCCAAAUGGAGUGGAAUUCCUCAGUUGCUCCUUAAGCUGUAUGCCACCAGCCACCUCCAUAGUGACUUCGUUGAGUGCCAAAACAUCCUCAAGGAAAUUUCUCCUCUUCUCUCCAUGGAGGCUAUGGCAUUUGUUACUGAAGAGAGGAAACUUACCCAGGAAACCACUUAUCCGAAUACUUAUAUUUUUGACUUGUUUGGAGGUGUUGAUCUCCUUGUAGAAAUUCUUAUGAGGCCUACGAUCUCUAUCCGGGGACAGAAACUAAAAAUAAGUGACGAAAUGUCCAAGGACUGCUUGAGCAUCCUGUAUAACACCUGUGUCUGUACGGAAGGAGUUACAAAGCGUUUAGCAGAAAAGAAUGACUUUGUGAUCUUCCUGUUUACUCUGAUGACAAGUAAGAAGACAUUCUUACAAACAGCAACCCUCAUUGAAGAUAUUUUGGGUGUUAAAAAGGAAAUGAUCCGACUAGAUGAAGUCCCCAAUCUGAGUACUUUAGUAUCCAAUUUCGAUCAGCAGCAGCUUGCUAAUUUCUGCCGGAUCCUGGCAGUCACUAUCUCAGAGAUGGAUACAGGGAAUGAUGACAAGCACACACUCCUUGCCAAAAAUGCUCAGCAGAAGAGGAGCUUGAGCUUGGGGCCUUCUGCAGCUGAAAUCAACCAAGCGGCCCUUCUUAGCAUCCCUGGCUUUGUUGAGCGCCUUUGCAAACUGGCAACUCGAAAGGUGUCAGAAUCAACGGGUACAGCCAGCUUCCUUCAGGAGUUGGAGGAGUGGUACACAUGGCUGGACAAUGCUUUGGUACUAGAUGCCCUCAUGCGAGUGGCCAAUGAGGAGUCAGAACAUAAUCAAGCCUCCAUUGUAUUCCCUCCUCCAGGGGCUUCUGAAGAGAAUGGUCUCCCUCACACUUCGACUAGGACCCAGCUGCCCCAGUCAAUGAAGAUUAUGCAUGAGAUCAUGUACAAACUGGAAGUGCUCUAUGUCCUCUGCGUGCUGCUGAUGGGGCGUCAGCGAAAUCAGGUUCACAGAAUGAUUGCAGAGUUCAAGUUGAUCCCUGGACUCAAUAAUCUGUUUGACAAGCUGAUUUGGAGGAAGCACUCCGCGUCUGCCCUCGUCCUCCACGGUCACAACCAGAACUGUGACUGUAGCCCGGACAUCACCUUGAAGAUACAGUUUUUGAGGCUUCUCCAGAGCUUCAGCGACCACCACGAGAACAAGUACUUGCUCCUCAACAACCAGGAGCUGAAUGAGCUCAGUGCCAUCUCUCUUAAGGCCAACAUCCCUGAGGUGGAGGCUGUCCUCAACACCGACAGGAGUUUGGUAUGUGACGGAAAGAGAGGCUUAUUAACUCGCCUGCUGCAGGUCAUGAAAAAGGAGCCAGCUGAGUCGUCUUUCAGGUUUUGGCAAGCCCGGGCUGUGGAGAGUUUCCUCCGAGGGACCACCUCCUAUGCAGACCAGAUGUUCCUGCUGAAGCGAGGCCUUCUGGAGCACAUCCUGUACUGCAUAGUGGACAGCGAGUGCAAGUCAAGAGAUGUGCUCCAAAGUUACUUCGACCUCCUAGGGGAGCUGAUGAAGUUCAAUGUUGAUGCAUUCAAGAGAUUCAAUAAAUAUAUCAACACUGAGGCAAAGUUCCAGGUGUUCCUGAAGCAGAUCAACAGCUCCCUGGUGGACUCAAACAUGCUGGUGCGCUGUGUCACUCUGUCACUGGACCGAUUUGAAAACCAGGUGGACAUGAAAGUUGCUGAGGUCCUGUCCGAUUGCCGCCUGCUCACCUACAUAUCCCAGGUGCCCACACAGAUGUCCUUCCUCUUCCGCCUCAUCAACAUCAUCCAUGUGCAGACACUGACCCAGGAGAACGUCAGCUGCCUCAAUACCAGCCUAGUGAUUCUGAUGCUGGCCCGGCGGAAAGAGCGGCUGCCCCUAUACCUGCGGCUGCUGCAGCGGAUGGAGCACAGCAAGAAGUACCCCGGCUUCCUGCUCAACAACUUCCACAACCUGCUUCGCUUCUGGCAACAGCAUUACCUGCACAAGGACAAGGACAGCACAUGCCUGGAGAAUAGUUCCUGCAUCAGCUUCUCAUACUGGAAGGAGACGGUGUCCAUCCUAUUGAACCCAGACCGCCAGUCACCCUCUGCCCUUGUUAGCUACAUCGAGGAGCCCUACAUGGACAUAGACAGGGACUUCGCCGAGGAGUGACCUUGGGCCAGGCCUUGGGAGGCUGCUGGGCUGGUGUGGGUGAGCGUGCAGAGGAUGCUGCCCGCCCUGCCCUCUUACCAUCCCUUCCCUGCCCCCGCUGCUCUCUGCCUACUCUGAGUCUUCAGGUAUAGGCUUGGUGGCAGGGAGUGUCCUAGAAGCCCUGGGUCUGAGGGCUCCAGGUUAUGUGGGAGCCUCCGUUCCCUCAUAGUCCCCCUGAUAAGGACAGGGAUACCAUGCCCACCCUUCCUUCAGAAUCCUGGGGCUCUGGCCCACCCAGAGGUAAGGGGACUUUUAAAAUUAGCUCUGUCUGAGCUUCUGUCCAUUCUGUUAUCCCAGGAUGGGGAGGAAGAUAUGGGCAUCCCACCCCCAUCUGUGAGCCAAUCUUCCUGUCCUUGGCCAUUGGAUCCAGGCAAAAGCUUCUGAGCCCUGGGCAGGGAUGGGGGGUACCAGAGAAUGCUGCCUUCCCCCAAGCCUGCCCUCCCCCACCCCAUUUUCCUUUAGCUCCUCUGGUUUUGUUUGCUCAUUGGCUGCUGUGUUCAUCCCAGGGGGUUGCUCCAGAAGUGAGGGGGCCUUUCCCUCCAUCCUUUGGGGUGCAGGGCAGCAUCUCCUGCCUGAGCCCAGACCCAGGAGCCUGGCUGGGAGCUUGCCCUUGCUCCUCCUUGUGUUGCCAGUUUAUUAACAGCAAAUAAACCAAUUAAAUGGAGACUAUUAAAGAACUUUAUUUUAAAUGAC